UUUGUUCGUAAUAAUAUUUAUUUAUUGUGGAGUAUAGCUGGUGUGAUGGUUGAAUCACGUGACUUUUACGCCUAUGACUAUUGAGUAAGUUCUUCGGAAGGUUAGUAAGUAAUCCCGAGAUGAACAAGCCCGGGCUGAAAAACUCGUUAGUUUAGGCAAAAAAUAUGUAUGCAUUGGUUGUCGUUUAAGACAUAUAGCAAAUAAAGUCCAUAUAGAAACAGCAGGCAGACCACGGUUCUGCUGUCAACAGUGAAUCACUUUGCAAAAUUAUGGUCAUACGGUAAGCACCCAAACGCAAAACUGUUCAAUCUAAACAAUGCCCAAAUCUAGCAGGAAAGUUCUCCAAACGGAAAUCAGUUUCACCAAACAUUCAGCUUCUGGGCGGAACAACAAGGCAAGUGUAUAAACCAAAGCAUACGUCUAGUGCAUAACCACAACCGAUAGCCGGUAAACACCAACCAGCAGGCAUUGCACACGCAUCGGCCAUACCAGAACCAGACACCGUCGGUUACGUUUGCAACAACGAUGAUGACCAACGACGACGACGACGACGACGGUUGGGUUGCAUUUUCCAAGGGCUGGCUGGUGGGGACCCACAACAGGAGAACCAACCCGUGCGCGCUUAGCUUACUCAGCACAACAACUUGGCAACUUAGUCCGGCGCGAACCACCGUUGACUUGAGACCAUCAAGAGCUACUACAAUCGAUGUACGGUUACGGCCUGUUCUAGAGUUGCAGUUUUGGUAAACAGUUUUUCUCGUUAGGCUUGUGACACGGCAGGCAGCCUCCCUCCUCGGUGCGAUCUAGUUUGCGAAAGUUUGCAAGAUGGAACGCAUCAGCGACAUUGGCGCUACGCCGUACGAGCCAGCCCCAAGGGGGGAAUCCCUGCGGAAGCUACGCAACGGCGGUCGGAACAGCGGGAUGGAAUCGUUGAAGUUUGCCCUCUCGAUUGUGCUCGAUUGUUUGACGUUUGUGGUGCUGGUGAUUCCCAUUUUGGUUCGGUAUGUGGUUGCCCUAUUCGUGUCGCCGCAGAAGAAGAAAAUCACCGGACAGCUGGCACUGGUGACCGGUGGAGCGAACGGACUCGGACGUGAGAUUUGUCUGCAGCUGGCAAAGGAGGGCUGUCACAUUGCGGUUAACGAUCUGGACGCCACCAACGGGGAGAAAACGGUAGAGGAUCUGCGGAAGAUGGGCGUCAAGGCGAAGUUUUUCAAGGCGGACAUUUCUAACUUCGAUGCUGUGCAGGGACUGCGCAAGGAAAUCGAAGGCAGCUUGGGACCCGUCGACAUACUGGUCAACAAUGCCGGUGUGCUUCCGCUGAUGUCGCUCCGCGAAGGAAAACCCGAAGACAUUCAGAAGGUGCUGGAAAUCAACUUGCUGUCGCAUUUCUGGACUAUCCGUACUUUCAUCGAUGGGAUGAUUGAACGCCGCAUGGGUCAUAUUGUGGCUGUUGCUUCCGUGGCUUCGUACCUCCCGCAAGGCCGAAUGAUAUCCUACGUGGCUUCCAAAUACGGGCUCCGUGGCCUGAUGGAAGCCUUCAGCGAUGAGCUGUACUACGAAGGGCUAUCGGAUCAAAUAAACACCACAAUCACAUUCCCAUUUUUCAUGCCCACCCGGAAGGAUUUAAUUGACAUGCUCUGCAAGCUGAAAAUCAUCGGUAGGGUGCCAAUUUUUGCACCGGAGAAAAUGGCACGCCGAACCGUCAAUGGGAUUCUGACCAACCGCCGACAGGUAUUUCUGCCGAAUAUUCUGAGUCCCGGAUUAAAGCAGUACGAAUUUAUUCCAAACGAUUUGAAACGAUUGGGACGUAAGCUGGUUUACCAAAGUGACAUUCCGCGGUUGAUGCCGUUGCCUUCGCAGUUCAAUAUGGCAUGAAAAGAUAAUUCCAGAAAGGAAGUGUUAAAAAAGGCAGGUGAACUAUCUAGGGGCAUUACUAGAUCUCAGAGUGGUCCAGAUUUGUAAUGGUCGAAUCUGUACAUUGAUGUGAUGAAGCUUUCAAUUUUCAAAUUAAAUACAUUGAAUAUU
Molecule: messenger RNA, 2025 nt
Organism: Aedes albopictus (Asian tiger mosquito)
Lineage: Eukaryota; Metazoa; Arthropoda; Insecta; Diptera; Culicidae
Product: 17-beta-hydroxysteroid dehydrogenase 13
Exons: 6
Coding region: 826-1875 (349 amino acids)
Molecular function (GO): oxidoreductase activity, acting on the CH-OH group of donors, NAD or NADP as acceptor
Source: RefSeq, a predicted model, not a curated record